AUGGCGGAGUGCAUCUUAGAACAGCUCAAAUCCCAGCCGACAUGGCUUCUCCUCCUCCUAUCACUAUCCAUCUUCUCCCUCCUCAAGCUCUCAAUCUCGAUCCUCAAAUGGGUCUACGUCAAUUUCCUCCGACCCGGCAAAAACCUCAGGAAAUACGGCGCGUGGGCUUUAAUCACGGGCCCCACCGACGGCAUCGGCAAAGCCUUCGCCUUUCAGCUCGCGAGGAAAGGGCUCAACUUGGUCCUGGUCGGGCGUAACCCGGAGAAGCUCAACGAGGUCUCGGAGUCCAUCAAAUCCAAAUACGGGUCGGCCCAGAUCAAGAACGUGGUGGUGGAUUUUGCCGGGGAUCUGGAUGACGGCGUCUCGAGGGUUGAGAAUGCCAUCGAGGGUUUGGAUGUUGGGGUUCUGAUCAACAACGUUGGCGUGUCCUAUCCGUACGCGAGGUUCUUGCACGAGGUGGAUCACAAGCUUUUGAGCGAUUUGAUUAAGGUCAACGUCGAGGGUACCACUAAAGUCACCCGAGCUAUCUUGCCGGCGAUGGUGAAGAGGAAAAAGGGGGCUAUUGUGAAUAUUGGAUCCGGUGCUGCUUUUGUCAUUCCAUCUGAUCCACUUUAUUCGGUUUAUGCUGCUACAAAAGCAUAUGUGGACCAGUUCUCGAGAUGCCUCUAUGUGGAGUACAAGAAUAGUGGGAUUGAUGUGCAGUGCCAGGUACCAUUGUACGUGGCAACAAAGAUGGCAUCCAUCAAAAGAUCGUCCUUUUUUGUCCCGUCAACUGAUAGCUAUGCUCGUGCUGGCCUAAGGUGGAUAGGCUACGAACCUCGGUGCACUCCUUAUUGGCCACAUUCCAUCUUGUGGGCUUUGGCAAAAUCUUUACCAGAAUGGGUUGUUGAUGCUUGGCGUUUGAGGUACUGCCUUGGCAUUCGGAAGAGAGGACAGCUAAAGGACUCGAGGAAGAAGGAAUAG
Molecule: messenger RNA, 963 nt
Organism: Striga hermonthica
Lineage: Eukaryota; Viridiplantae; Streptophyta; Magnoliopsida; Lamiales; Orobanchaceae
Source: the annotation of a GenBank genome assembly